Molecule: messenger RNA, 993 nt
Organism: Thermothelomyces thermophilus ATCC 42464
Lineage: Eukaryota; Fungi; Ascomycota; Sordariomycetes; Sordariales; Chaetomiaceae
Exons: 4
Coding region: 252-914 (220 amino acids)
Biological process (GO): malate transmembrane transport
Cellular component (GO): membrane
Molecular function (GO): malate transmembrane transporter activity
Source: RefSeq, a predicted model, not a curated record
CGUAAGUCCCCGGAACUGCCCGCCGCCAACAGCGGCCGCACACCCCAAGCCGCUUGACUGCGUUACUCAACACCCGCCACAGAAUAGCAACCAUCCUCAUCACCAUCACCCAAUACGGCGUACCCCACACCGGGCACUGGCUUCUGAGUGUCACCGAAGCCCUCUUCUGGGUCUACAUCGGACUGAGCGCCGUCGUCAGCGCCGCCCUCUAUCUCACCAUCUGGUCGACACAGGUGUUUCCAAUCCACACCAUGACCCCCGUUUGGGUCUUCCCGGCCUACCCGCUGCUCCUCAGUGCCCCCUUCGGCGGCAACCUCAUCUCGGCCGCCGGCCGCGCCGGCCGGCCCGACGGCAUCAACACGGUCCCUGUCGCACUGGCCGCUAUCACUGCCCAGGGAACGGGCUUUUUGAUUAGCUUCAUGAUUUGCGCCGCCUUCCUGUACCGGCUCAUGACGCAGAAGCUGCCGCGCGACCACCAACGACCGGGUGUGUUCAUCUCGAUUGGGCCGAGCGCCUUUAGUUCUGCCGGUCUAGUACAACUGGGCUCCCUCAGUCACUCCAUCUUCCCGUCCGACUUCAUGGGCACGGAGCACGCCGUGCACAUCCUUCGCUUGCUGGCCUACAUGGCCGGCCUCUGGUUGUGGGGACUGAGCAUCUGGUUCUUCCUCGUCUCGGUCGGCUCGCUGUGGAAGUACCUGCGGCCCGAGAGCAAGGGGAAGCUGCACUUCCAGAUGACGUGGUUCUCUUUUGUCUUUCCCAAUACCGCUCUGGUAGCGGCCACAGAAGCACUCGGCAGCGCCUUCGACAGCCCCGGUCUCCAGAUCUUUGGCUGCGUGCUGGCGGGAUGCUUGGUCCUGGUGUGGAUCCUGGUGUUCACAAAGAUGCUGCGCUGCUUGUGGAGGAGGGAGCUGUGAGUCCUCUCCCCGUCCCUUGCCCUCUCCCCCCCCUCCCACCUUUCCCCUUCCGCGUACAACUGGUUGGAGUCUACUUCUU